UUAUUUGGCGCACUGGAGAGUCAGAUUGGGCCCGCGAGGCGGAAAUGCGCCACCUCUGGUUCCGGCGAGCGCGUCGACUACAAUGGCGACAGGAUGGAGGAGGUGCCUCACGACUGUCCCGGGGCCGAGAGCGCUCAGGCGGGCCGAGGGGCCUCAUGUCAGGGAUGCCCCAACCAGCGUUUAUGUGCUUCUGGAGCCGGCGCAGCUCCGGACCCGGCCAUAGAGGAAAUCAAAGAGAAAAUGAAGACGGUGAAACACAAAAUCUUGGUGUUGUCUGGGAAAGGCGGCGUUGGGAAAAGCACUUUCAGUGCCCACCUCGCCCAUGGCCUAGCAGAGGAUGAAAACACACAGGUUGCUCUUCUGGACAUCGAUAUAUGUGGGCCCUCCAUCCCCAAGAUCAUGGGAUUGGAAGGAGAGCAGGUUCACCAGAGUGGAUCGGGCUGGUCUCCAGUGUAUGUGGAAGAUAACCUGGGGGUGAUGUCUGUGGGAUUCCUGCUCAGCAGCCCUGAUGAUGCCAUUAUCUGGAGGGGCCCGAAGAAAAAUGGCAUGAUCAAGCAGUUCCUCCGUGACGUGGACUGGGGAGACGUGGACUACCUCCUUGUGGACACGCCACCCGGCACAUCCGAUGAGCACCUCUCAGUUGUCCAGUACCUGGCUGCAGCACACAUCGAUGGGGCAGUGAUCAUCACCACCCCUCAGGAGAUAUCACUCCAGGAUGUCCGGAAAGAAAUCAGUUUUUGCCGAAAAGUGAAGUUGCCCAUCAUCGGGGUGGUGGAGAACAUGAGUGGCUUUGUCUGCCCCAAGUGUAAGAAAGAAUCUCAGAUCUUCCCCCUGACAAGUGGAGGUGCAGAGGCCAUGUGCCGAGACCUGAAGAUCCCUCUACUUGGUAAAGUGCCUCUGGACCCUCACAUAGGUAAGAGCUGUGACAAAGGCCAGUCUUUCUUCAUUGAAGCCCCAGAUGCACCAGCCACAUUAGCCUACAGAAUUAUAAUUCAAAGAAUCCAGGAGUUUUGUAGCCCCCAUCAGUCAAAAGAAGAGAACCUCAUCAGUUCAUAAAGCGUGUUGAGGACCAAGCAGCUUGUCCAACACACUUGAGUAGCUUGGGCACAGGUGGGGUGCCAGGCCUAAAGGGACCAGAUGCUGGCCUGCUUGGAAGUGACUUUCUCAGAGACACUUUAAUCAUCUACUCUCUGUCCACUUUCUUUAGAACACGGCCGCAGGGCCUUCUUUACACACGCCAUUUUAAAAUAAAAACAGCUCCUCAAACCUGUCCCACAAAGUCUCUUCCCAGACACCAAAGGCCUGGGGACCAGGGAUGCUGUGCUGCUAGAAGCCAACCUGAUCACAGGAUCACAGGACUCCCGCUAACACCACUCUACCUCAGAUGAAAAGGAAGCCCAGGAAGGAACCAGAGGGCUUGCAUGUGGGGUUUCGCUGCAGAACACAGUGCUGCUUUCAAGCAGCAGCAUCCACAUUGUCACUCGUCAGAUGGAGGGAAGUCGAGACAGCAGCAGAGCCUCACUCAGCCCGUGCUGGGAUCAGCACACCCCGCACAGCUGGGAGCCAUCAAAACUCCCUUGAAAAGCCCGUAAGUGCCCUUCAUGAGGAUCUGUGGUCUGUGUGUGCCCUGUUUAGUAAUACGCGUACAAUAUAUCCAGUAAUUUCCAGGGUCAUAUGCCACCAACAGGAACUGAGACCAGCAGAGGGAAGAAUAAAUUCCUGUUCUCCUUACCACUCUUGAGACGUAACGUGGAAGGGCAGGCAGAUCCCCUUGUUCUUUCCCUCCCUUUCUCUCCCCCGCUUGUUGCCUGCACAUAUGG
Messenger RNA from Fukomys damarensis (Damara mole-rat), 1820 nucleotides. RefSeq names its product nucleotide binding protein 1 (gene Nubp1). NCBI's taxonomy places the organism in Eukaryota, Metazoa, Chordata, Mammalia, Rodentia, Bathyergidae. Gene Ontology annotation, cellular component: cytosol. The record is from RefSeq and is a predicted model, not a curated record. The transcript has 11 exons. Gene Ontology annotation, biological process: iron-sulfur cluster assembly. Gene Ontology annotation, molecular function: ATP hydrolysis activity; 4 iron, 4 sulfur cluster binding; ATP-dependent FeS chaperone activity. The coding region runs from base 94 to 1056 and encodes 320 amino acids.